AUGAACACUCAUAUAAAGUUGCUUGUUUGGAAUUGUCGGGGUGCGGCUAGUAAGGCUUUCUACAGAUACAGUAAACAAUAUAUGGAUUUGUACAAGCAUGACCUGUAUGUUGUGAUUGAAACAAGGAGUGACCCUAGUAAGCUUACUAAACCUAUGAAAAGAUUGGGGUUUGAUGACUGCAUCAGUAUGAAGAAUGUUGGCUAUUCAGGAGGCAUUUGUGUAGCUUGGAAGGCAGACAAGAUGGUGGUUAAUCUCUUGCAUAAGGAGACACAAUUUAUUCAUUGUCGGAUAAAAGAACAUGUUGUAAAGGAAUGGUUAUUUACCGCUAUUUAUGCUAGCCCAAAUGAUAGUAUUAGAGGUAUCCUUUGGGAUAAAAUCUGCAGCCUGUCUAAAGACAUGACGGAACCGUGGCUCUUGGCUGGUGAUUUUAAUGAUGUGGCUAGUAGUUUGGAUAAGAAGGGAGGUGCACCUGUUUCUCAUCGAAAGUGCAAGCUGUUUAUGGACAAAAUAAAUAACUGCAAGCUGGUUCACUUGGAGACUGCGGGACCUAAAUAUACAUGGAGAGGGUCGUUGUUGGAUCCACGACGGUCAGUGCAUUUACGAGAAGCUAGACAGAAUUUUGAGUAA
Vicia villosa (hairy vetch) is the source of this 627-nucleotide messenger RNA. RefSeq lists its product as uncharacterized. Lineage: Eukaryota; Viridiplantae; Streptophyta; Magnoliopsida; Fabales; Fabaceae. The record is from RefSeq and is a predicted model, not a curated record. Gene Ontology annotation, molecular function: catalytic activity. The coding region runs from base 1 to 627 and encodes 208 amino acids. The transcript has a single exon.